AUGGCGACGCAACUCGUCCCGCUCCCCGAGGUGGAGCGUCUCAGCGCGUCGGUGAUUAGAAUCUUAGGCGGGAAUCCGGGAAAGCGCAUCCUCAUUGAUACUGGCGAGGGCAAGCCCGCAUGGGCUGCCAGCUUACAAUCCGUGCUCUCCGAAGAAAAAGCCACCGUGCACCAGGCCCUGCUCACUCACUGGCAUGGCGACCACGUUAACGGGCUCGCGGACCUGCAGCGCAUCUGCCCGACGGCCCAGGUCUUCAAGCACCAGCCUGAUGACGGACAGACCGAUAUCCAGGAUGGCCAGGUAUUUCGUGUCGAGGGGGCAACGCUGACUGCGUUGCAUACUCCAGGACAUACGGUCGAUCACAUGGCGUUUGUGCUGGAAGAGGAGGAUGCAAUGUUUACGGGUGACAACGUCCUCGGCCACGGCACCGCCGUCUUCGAAGAUCUCAAGGUCUACCUCUCUAGCUUGAAUCGCAUGCGCGACCGCGUUCAGGGCCGUGGGUACCCCGGACAUGGUGCCGUGAUCGAGAACACGACCGCCCGCGUCGCCGAGUACAUCCAACACCGGCAGCAGCGGGAGGAUGAGGUGCUGCGUGUACUACGGCACGGCUCGCUGGACGUGGUGCCGGACGAACCCUCGCCCGAGCGCCGCCGGACCUGGACGCCUAUCGAGCUCGUGAAGCAAAUCUACCGUAAUGUACCCGAGAAUCUGCACUUGCCAGCGUCGCAUGGGGUGCUAAAGGUACUGAUGAAGUUGGAGGAGGAGGGGCGGACAGUACAUGAUUCCAAGUCUGGGGCAUGGUCGUUGGCUGGGGAGAAGUCGGCGCUGUGA
This is a messenger RNA of Penicillium macrosclerotiorum, 831 nucleotides long. RefSeq lists its product as uncharacterized. The record is from RefSeq and is a predicted model, not a curated record. The coding region runs from base 1 to 831 and encodes 276 amino acids. The transcript is spliced from 3 exons. Lineage: Eukaryota; Fungi; Ascomycota; Eurotiomycetes; Eurotiales; Aspergillaceae. Gene Ontology annotation, biological process: secondary metabolite biosynthetic process.